This is a messenger RNA of Lingula anatina, 728 nucleotides long. RefSeq lists its product as uncharacterized. Gene Ontology annotation, cellular component: plasma membrane. NCBI's taxonomy places the organism in Eukaryota, Metazoa, Brachiopoda, Lingulata, Lingulida, Lingulidae. Gene Ontology annotation, molecular function: signaling receptor activity. The record is from RefSeq and is a predicted model, not a curated record. Gene Ontology annotation, biological process: inflammatory response; signal transduction.
AUCAGUUUUCAGAGGAAAUCAAUAGACAAGACCCACUACUGCAAGAAGCAUAUCAACGAGCAUGUAAGGAUGGCUUUGAAAGAGUGAAGAGGGCAAGGGUGAUGUUGCUAGGCCAUUACGGUGCAGGUAAAACACGCCUGAGAAAACGGCUACUCGGAAAGGAAUAUGAUGAAGAUAAUGAUCCAAUCACUAAUGGUAUAGAAACUGACUAUGUUCUUGUAAAGGAGGGUUGGAAUUCAGAUGAAGCCGAGUGUCAUGGGCCAGCAAUAUCACGUUUGCUUGCUGUUAACACCAGAAAGAUACAUGAGGAAAUCCGGGCAAGUCAUGCAGAGUUACAACCCUUGAGCCAAGUUGUGGAGGCAACUAAUGUACCAACAUCAGAGAAAGUGGAGAAAUGUAAGUUCUGUGACACUCAAAAUAUAGAGAUGUAGUGAUAUAAAACUUGCGGGAACAUGAGUUAGCUUAAGUCAGUAGUUUCUAUACAUGUGAUAAACAAAAAGAAGAAACAAUUGGAAAAGAAGAAAAAAAAUUGAUAAAACCAUACGUUUCUUAGUGUUCAUUCACAUGUUUCUUAGUGUUCUUUCUUUUAAAAUAAGAAUAUUAUGACAAAACAUUAGUCUAGGCAAAUACUUUGGAGUGAUCUUGAAUAAUGUUAUCUUGAAGUACUCUGUAGAAGAAUCCCCAUUGUGAUGAUAUCUUUGUGUGUCAGAAUGCCAUUUUUAAAUUCU